This is a messenger RNA of Miscanthus lutarioriparius, 4170 nucleotides long. The record is from the annotation of a GenBank genome assembly. NCBI's taxonomy places the organism in Eukaryota, Viridiplantae, Streptophyta, Magnoliopsida, Poales, Poaceae.
AUGGCGGCUCAGGAGGCCGCCGCAGCUGAUUCUUCGGGCCCUCGGUUCGCUCCGGAUGACCCGACGCUUCCUGCGCCUUGGAAAGCGCUGAUUGAUGGCGCGACGCUGUACUAUUGGAACCCAGAGACGAAUGUGACCCAGUAUGAGAAGCCUGCUGCAACUGCAGGGGUGCCCCCCUUGCCAGCAGGUCCUCCGCCGCCAACCCCUGCGCAGGUUCCGGAACCUGCACCAGGGGCUUUUUCGCAGCCUAACGUGCAGUUUGGCCAAGCUGGCCAGGCAGGGCACCAGGAGCGUCCUGGCCAGGCAGCUUAUCCUCCUCAGGCUGGCCAGCUUGGGCAGCAGCACACUCAACAGCCAGCUCAGCAGCAUGUCAUGGUUCAACACCAAGCUUCGUUUCAGCAAGUGCCAUAUCAGCAACAGCAGACGCACAUGCCAAAUCAGCCGCAUCAGUACCACAGUGCGCAUCCUCAACACAUGCUGUAUCAGCAUGGUCCUUACAUGCAACAUCAGCAGCAACAGCAGGCUCCACCAUAUUCAUAUCAGGCAGACCAGCAGCUACACAUGCCACAAACUGCCUAUAAUCAAGCUCAGCAGCCACCAAUGCUGCAAGCUGCCUACAAUCAAGAUCAGAGUCAGCAGCCACCGAUGCCGCAACCUUCCUACAAUCAAGGUCAGAGUCAGCAGCCACCGAUGCCGCAGCCUUCCUACAAUCAAGGUCAAGUUCAGCAGCCACCGAUACCACAACCUUCCUACAAUCAGGGUCAGCAAUCCAUGAUACCACAGUCUGCCUACAAUCAAGCUCAGCAGCCUCAAAUUCCACAUGGUGCUUAUAAUCAAAGCCAGCAGCCGCAGGGAGUUAGGAUUCCUCAGAGUCAAGGGCAACAUCCUCAACAAUCUUUGAGCUUUCACCACCCUGCCCAAGCUUCGCAGUCACCGCAGGUUUCUCAACCUCAAGGACUUAAAAUGCCAUCUCAACAAGGUCAACUGCAGCAUGGAUUGCCGUUCACUCAGCAUGGAAAACCGCCACUGCCACUUGGGCAACAAAGUCCAUUAUUGAAGGAUGAUGAUGGAGGAGUUCAUGAAGGCAAGCGGACUGGCUUUUCAUUACCACUUAGUCAGCAGCGUGGCCAGGCUCCUCUUCCAAAUCAGCAGUUACCUUCUAGUCAUCAACAUCCUGGAGCCCUUAGUAGCCAGCCAAAUAUACCUGGAGUUGGUGGGCCGUUGUAUCCUGCCAAGCAUCUUCCUGGUGGAUCAUCCUCUGCUGAGAUUAAUAACAUGGGUUUUAUGAACUCACCUGCUCAAAUGCAUCAAGGUGGAGCAGAUACAAACUACCAGCAAAAACCAGUUAGUGGCCAUGCAGUUCCAAAUCAUGUUGGUCCAUCACCAAUUCGACCUCCAAUGGGUUUUGAUAUGGGUAAUAGUGAUGGUCACUUUGAAAGAGAUGACCCUCACUCUUAUGGAAGGUUUGAUGGAACAAAGGCUCUCCAGCAGCAGCCAAAGCUUGCUCCUCUCCCAACUUCACAAAAUCCUACGGGCAUGCAUAAUGGACUGCCUUAUCCUCGUCCAGACAAUUUUGGUGGUUAUAACAUGGCACCUCCACAUUCAGUACCAAAUCCACAUAAUCUUGGUCCAUCGCCUAUUGGAACUUCAGUGAGGCCACCGUCAAGUAUGUUUGCUCCUCCAGAUUUUCCAAGCGUAUCUUCAGCUGAUGCAUACCGUCAACACCAUGAAGUCACUGCCACGGGUGAGAACGUUCCUGCUCCGUUUAUGACAUUUGAGGCUACUGGAUUCCCUCCAGAGAUUCUGAGAGAGAUCCAUGCAGCAGGCUUUUCAAAUCCCACUCCAAUUCAAGCUCAGACAUGGCCUGUUGCACUGCAAAACCGGGACAUAGUAGCUAUUGCCAAGACAGGGUCUGGAAAGACGCUGGGGUACCUAAUUCCUGCUUUUAUACAUCUGAGGAGAUGCCACAAUAAUCCGAUGUUGGGUCCUACGGUAUUGGUUUUGGCCCCUACUCGCGAGCUUGCUUCACAAAUACAAGACGAAGUAGUUAAGUUUGGUCAAUCAUCUAGAGUUUGCUGCACAUGCCUAUAUGGUGGAGCUUCAAAGGGCCCUCAGCUAAGAGAACUUGAGCGUGGAGCAGAUAUUGUGGUAGCAACACCAGGACGUCUUAAUGAUAUUCUGGAGAUGAAGAAGAUUAGCCUCCAUCAGGUUUCAUUACUUGUGCUUGAUGAAGCAGACCGUAUGCUUGACAUGGGGUUUGAGCCACAAAUACGGAAGAUUGUGGAUGAGAUUCCUAAUACUAGACAGACUCUAAUGUACACUGCCACUUGGCCAAAGGAGGUUACAAAAAUAGCUGGGGAUUUACUAAGAGAUCCUGUCCAGGUCAACAUUGGCAGCAUCGAUGAACUUGUUGCCAACAAAUCCAUCACUCAGUAUGUAGAGGUGGUUCCGCCUAUGGACAAGCAGCGGCGCCUAGAGCAGAUUCUUAGAGAUCAAGAAAGGGGCUCAAAAAUCAUAAUAUUUUGCUCGACUAAGAAGAUGUGUGACCAGCUUGCUCGCAGCAUUGGUCGCAAUUUUAAUGCUGUAAGCAUUCAUGGUGAUAAAUCACAGGCCGAAAGAGAUAAUGUUCUCAAUCAGUUUCGAACUGGCAGGGCUCCAAUAUUAGUAGCCACAGAUGUUGCUGCUCGUGGACUUGAUAUCAAAGAUAUCAGAGUGGUAAUCAAUUAUGACUUUCCAACUGGGAUAGAGGACUAUGUGCAUCGCAUAGGGCGUACAGGAAGAGCUGGCGCUACUGGUAUCUCGUACACUUUUUUCUGUGAACAAGAUUGGAAAUAUGCUGGUGAUUUGGUGAAACUCUUGCAAGGUGCCAACCAGCAUGUCCCGCCACAGCUGCAAGACAUGGCUGCACGCAGUGCUUCUGGAGGUCCAAGAAACCAGGCUGCUGGGAUGAGCCGCUGGGAUGGGCCUGGUGGUCGUCGUUUUGAACUUGGUGCUGGUGGCCCUGUUGGUUAUGGUGGUGUCAGGGAGGGUCCUGGAGGUUUCAGUGGUCGUGAGGGCCCGGGUGGAUUUGGUGUUCGAGAAAGCCCAGCCAUGUUUGGUGGCGGGGAAGGCCCUGAUGGCUUGGGUGGCCGGGCUGGCCCUCGUGGUUUCGGUGGCCGGGAGGGCCCUGGUGGCUUCGGUGGCCAUGAGGGCCCUGGUGGCUUUGGUGGCCGGGAACGGGAGGGUCCUGGUGGCUUUGGUGGCAGAAAGGGCUCAGGUGGCUUUGGUGGACGAGAUGGCCCUGGGUCAGGUGGUUUUGGUGGUAGAGGGGAGCGUGGAUCUGGUGGUUUUGGCAGUAGAGGCGGAGCAAGCCCUGGGGGCUUUGGUGGACGUGGUGGCAGGGGUGAUUCUCCUGGUUUUGGUGGGCGUGGCAGGGGUGAUUUUUCCGGAUUUGGUGGGCGUGGCAGGGGUGAUUCUCCCGGUUUUGGUGGACGAGGUAGGGGAGAUUUUUCUGGUGGACGUGGUGGCAGGGGGCGUGGAUUUGGCGGGAGGGGGCGUUCUGACCGAGGCCCACAUGACCGGUUUGUCUCAGAUGGACGGGGACGAUAUGAUAACUGUCGAGGAUUUGGAGACAAAGGUAGGGAUCGGAGCUACAGCCGCAGCCCAGAUAGAGUCCAGUCACGGGGUUAUGACAGAAGAAGUGAUAGCAAGAGCAUUAGUAGGAGCAGGAGCCGCAGCAGGAGCUGGUCACGCAGCAGGAGCCACAGCAGGAGCUGGAGCAGGAGUCGGAGCCGCAGCAGUAGCCGGAGUCGCAGCAGGAGCAGGAUCCGUGACCAUGGGGCAGCACCGGAGCGCAGGCCCCGAGCAAGAUCUGGUUUCGAUGUGCUGCCUCCUGCAUCUGGAGCAGCCGGACCUGCACCUGUCCCUGUACCUGGACCAGCAGCACCACCUGUUCCUGCUCUCGCUCCUCAACAAUCACUGGCCGAUACAUCUUCAAUGUCGCCAAUGUCUCCUGGUGGCCUAGUCCAGCCAGCUGCUGCUGCACCGUUGAUAUGUGGUGGGAAUGACAACAACUUUGGCGGCACACCGGCUGGCCAGCCUUUCCAAGGGACUGAUGCUGCAUUCCCCAGUUUUCCUGCAGGCGAAACAUUUCCAGGCGCAGCAGUUCAGCAGGCCGCUCCUGAUGUAUAA